CGCGCCAAAACUUCAAAAGCGCGCAUUGCCCAAUACAGCAGCAACAGGCAAGCGCAGGCUCCAAUCAUCAUCACACAUCAUCAUCAUCGUCAAGCGACAGCGGGCACUGGUGGACGAAAGGGCAGGAUGCCGGGCAAGGAACUCUGCGUCGUCGUGGCAGCAACGCUGCAGUGGGGUAUCGGCAGGGAUGGCACGCUUCCAUGGAAGCUCAGGGGGGAUAUGAAGCACUUCCGCAAGGUGACAACCGAGGCUGCACCAGGCAAGCGUAAUGCCGUGAUUGUCGGGCGUGCCACGUACGAGUCCAUCCCAGAGAAGUUCCGUCCACUCAAGAACCGAUGGAACAUCGUCCUCUCCAGCAACACGGCCUUCAGGGAUUCGCUCCCAGCUGAUGUGGCCUCAUGCUCCAGCUUCGAGGACGCCGUGAGGCUCUGUCAGGACAAAGAGGACAUUGACAGGAUCAUGGUGAUUGGCGGCGCACGCUGCAUCAAGGAGGCGCUGCAGAGACCGGACUGCCAGCACAUCUUCUUCACGCGGGUGAAGGCGGAGGUGCCAUGCGACACGUUCAUCGAGCCCAUCGAUGACAAGACCUUCCAGGAAAACCCAGCGUUCCCCAAGGUUGAGCUGGAGGAGGAGGGCAUUCCAUAUGAGAUUCUGCUUCUCUCCCGCAAACCACCGUCCAUCGUGGACUGAGCUCCACUCGCCCUUCAACGCGAUGCGCACGUGCAUGUGCCCCCUUUCAUCCUGCCCGUGCCCUGACACGCCAGUGCUGUCUUGGACGCAAGCCUUGUUACACAUCCUUUGGUUCAUAAACGACGCUCCCUCAAACAAGCAAACACGCAAGCAUGUAUUCAACAAGCACCGCAAGAACCACAAUACAAACAGCCCA
Salpingoeca rosetta is the source of this 886-nucleotide messenger RNA. RefSeq lists its product as uncharacterized. The record is from RefSeq and is a predicted model, not a curated record. Gene Ontology annotation, cellular component: mitochondrion. Lineage: Eukaryota; Choanoflagellata; Craspedida; Salpingoecidae. The transcript is spliced from 7 exons. Gene Ontology annotation, molecular function: dihydrofolate reductase activity; NADP binding. Bases 127 to 690 code for a protein of 187 amino acids. Gene Ontology annotation, biological process: tetrahydrofolate biosynthetic process; glycine biosynthetic process; dihydrofolate metabolic process.